Molecule: messenger RNA, 3961 nt
Organism: Dryobates pubescens (Downy woodpecker)
Lineage: Eukaryota; Metazoa; Chordata; Aves; Piciformes; Picidae
Gene: MORC2
Product: MORC family CW-type zinc finger 2
Exons: 26
Coding region: 65-3145 (1026 amino acids)
Cellular component (GO): nucleus
Molecular function (GO): zinc ion binding
Source: RefSeq, a predicted model, not a curated record
GGCCUCGAGGUGUACGGGACCGCCGCCGCCGCACGCGGAGCACAGCCUGGGCCCGGCCGCCGCCAUGGCCUUGGCCAAUUACAGCAGCUUGAACCGGGCCCAACUCACCUUCGAGUACCUGCACACGAACUCGACCACCCAUGAGUUCCUUUUUGGUGCCCUUGCUGAGCUUGUCGAUAAUGCCAGAGAUGCAGAUGCCACGAGGAUUGACAUUUACACUGAGCGCCAGGAAGAGCUGCGAGGUGGAUUCAUGCUGUGCUUUCUGGAUGAUGGGUCAGGAAUGGAUUCCAGUGAAGCUGCCAGUGUCAUUCAGUUUGGGAAGUCAGCCAAGCGCUCCACCGAGUCCACCCAGAUUGGGCAGUAUGGGAAUGGCUUGAAAUCGGGCUCCAUGCGGAUCGGGAAGGACUUCAUCCUCUUCACAAAGAAGGACAACAGCAUCACCUGCCUGCUGCUCUCCAGGACCUUCCACGAGGAGGAAGGCAUCGAUGAGGUCAUCGUUCCCUUGCCCACCUGGAAGGCGCGGAGCCGGGAACCCCUGACUGACAACAUGGAGAAGUUUGCCAUCGAGACAGAGCUCAUCUAUAAGUACUCCCCUUUCAAAUCAGAGCAGGAGGUGAUGGAGCAGUUCAGCAAGAUCCGUGGGGACAAAGGCACCUUGGUGAUCAUCUUUAACCUCAAACUGAUGGACAACGGAGAGCCAGAGCUGGAUGUGACUUCUGACCCCCGAGACAUCCAGAUGGCAGGGACACCCCCAGAGGGAACGAAGCCGGAGCGCCGCUCCUUCCGCGCCUACGCCGCCGUGCUCUACAUCGAUCCCCGGAUGAGGAUCUUCAUCAACGGGCACAAGGUCCAAACCAAACGCCUCUCCUGCUGCCUCUACAAGCCAAGGAUGUACAAAUACACUUCCAACCGGUUCAAGACCCGUGCAGAGCAGGAGGUGAAGAAAGCAGAGCACGUGGCCAGGAUAGCUGAGGAGAAGGCUCGAGAGGCAGAGAGCAAGGCCCGAGCACUUGAGCUGCGCCUGGGAGGGGACCUCACGCGGGAGUCCAGGGUGACGCUGCGCCAAGCCCAGAACUCAGCCAUAACCCUGCGCCGGGAGGCUGAUGUGAAGAAGAGGAUCAAGGAGGCAAAGCAGCGGGCACUGAGGGAGCCCAAAGAGCUGAACUUCAUCUUUGGGGUGAACAUCGAGCGGCGCGAACUGGAUGGGAUGUUCAUCUACAACUGCAGCAGGCUCAUCAAGAUGUAUGAGAAGGUGGGGCCGCAGCUGGAGGGUGGCAUGGCAUGUGGUGGAGUGGUGGGUGUGGUGGAUGUGCCCUAUUUGGUUCUGGAGCCAACCCACAACAAACAAGACUUUGCUGAUGCCAAAGAGUAUCGACACUUGCUGAAGGCCAUGGGAGAACAUUUGGUUCAGUAUUGGAAGGAUGUUGCCAUAGCCCAGAGAAGCAUCGUCAAGUUUUGGGAUGAGUUUGGUUAUUUGUCAGCAAACUGGAACCAGCCUCCCUCCUGUGAGCUGCGCUACAGACGCCGGCGAGCCAUGGAGAUCCCAACCACCAUCCAGUGUGAUGUGUGUCUGAAGUGGAGGACUCUCCCUUUCCAGCUGAGUUCAGUGGAGAAGAACUACCCUGACAGCUGGGUGUGCUCCAUGAACCCUGACCCUGAACAGGACAGAUGUGAGGCUCCAGAGCAGAAGCAGAAGGUCCCCCUGGGAACUCUGAAGAAAGACCUGAAGUCACAGGAGGAAAAGCAGAAACAACUGACAGAGAAGAUCCGGCAGCAGCAGCAGAAGCUGGAAGCUCUGCAGAAAACCACCCCCAUUCGAUCUCCAGCUGACCUGAAGAAGCUGCCCCUGGAAGUGACCACACGGCCAGCAGGGGAGAGCACCCAGUCCCAGACCCGACCCCAGCGCCCCCGAUCUCCUCCUCUACCUGAUGUAAUCAAGAAUGCUCCCAGCAGACCGCCAUCAUCUUCACCUCUUUCCAAGUCCAGCAGUCAGCUGAAAAAGAGCUCUUCAGCUUGGCCAAGUCUCAGCACUCCCAAAGUGGCAAACAUGCCCUCCAAGGAGGAGGCCAGCACUUCCAGGCUGCAGCAGCAGGCUGUGACAGCUGGCAAGUGCAACAGCACUUUAAAAACUCUGAGCAAAACAGGCACUGCAGCAAAGCCAGCAGCUGGGGGCCUGCAGAACCCCAAAAGCUCACGGGAGGCAUCUAGUCCAAGAGCUGCCAAGGUGCCAGCACUAAAGAAAUCUACCCCUGUCAAACAGGCCUCAACCACUCAGAAAAGGACCUGGAACCCCACAGAGGAUGAGUCUGAGGAGGAAGGAGAGCACAAGAAGGAGAAGACAAAACGAGGCAAAUUUGCAGCAGUGAAAGGAGACAGGAGAGGCUCCAGUGAGGUGGUAGUGGAGCUCACAGACAGUGCUGGGGAAGAAGAGCUGGCAGAACUGAAGAAAGCUCAGAAAGACAAGGGGCUGCAUGUGGAGGUGCGUGUGAACAAGGAGUGGUUCACCGGCCGCGUCACGGCGGUGGAGCUGAGCCGGCAGGUGGUGCGCUGGAAGGUGAAGUUUGACUACGUCCCCACAGACACCACCCCCAGGGACCGCUGGGUAGAGAAGGGCAGUGAGGAUGUGAGGUUGAUGAAGCCUCCCUCUCCUGAGUACCAGGCUCCAGACACGCAGCAGGAAGAGGAGAUUGUUGUGGCUGAACCUUCUACCUUGGACUGUGUCAGAAUUGAGCCAGACACCACUGGUCCCAGCAGCAGCCAAGAAACAGUGGACUUGUUAGUGCAGAUCCUUCGGAACUGCUUGAGGUACUUCUUGCCUCCGAAUUUCCCCAUCUCCAAGAAGGAGCUGAGUUCCAUGAGCUCAGAAGGGCUCUUGGCAUUUCCCUUGAAAGAGUAUUUCAAACAGUAUGAGGUAGGUCUGCAGAACCUCUGCAAUUCAUACCAGACCCGUGCUGAUGCCCGGGCCAAGGCCUGUGAAGAAAGCCUCCACAACUCAGAGAGGAAGCUGAAGGAAACAGAGGAGAAACUGCACAAGCUGAGGACUAAUAUCGUGGCUCUUCUGCAGAAAGUGCAGGAGGACAUUGAUAUCAACACAGAUGAUGAACUGGAUGCUUACAUCGAGGACUUGAUCACAAAAGGAGACUGAGCAGCCCCAGUCCAAGGCCUGAAAGAGUGCAGGGGAGCUGUGAUGGGAGUGCUGUGGGUUCUGCAGGGAAGGACUGUGGCAGCUGAUGAAGAGAAGAGGACUUUUCCACCAUGCUUGUACUGAUGUCCACCUGGUUCUCCUGAGUGGACAUGGCAAAGGCACUUGUGCUGAUGGCAGGAUGGUUUUUGAUGCUGUAGUACUCUGAAAUCUCAUCCUUUUUGUGUAUAAAUAUUUAUUUUUGAAAGAAACAGGAACUGUGCCUGACAGGAUGGAAGCACUGCUGUGUAUUUUUGAGGGAGGUCAAAGUGUGAGUUACCCUUUUUUUUGUGCAUCUGGGAUGUAUUCAUCCACCAGAACUGGAAGAGCAGAGCAUCCUGCCAGGCAGGGUUGUCUCAUGUAAAGAACAGCAUCUUAAUAAACCUUGAAUUAUAGGAAGAGGUCUGGGCUUAGACUUUGAAGAUCCUGAACCUGGGCUAAAGAAAACCCAAGUCAGGAAUUUGAGCUGCUUGGAGGAGAUCAAAGCACAGCCCAAGCCUGAGUUUGAGUGCAGGGGGUGGAGUCUUGGUGGUUCUUAAGAGCUGGAGGGAGGUGGCUGGUACCUGGCAGUGCAGUGAGGUUCCUGAAUGUGAGGUGUCUCUGCUAGCAGUCAGAUGCUGAGGGUGGCAGAGGGUUGUGAUCAGCAGAGGGAGAAGGCUGGAGCUGAGAUCCUUUUAUAGCAGUCAGCCUCUCACAUACUUUGCUGAGAGAGAAAAGGUGGAAGUAAAACUACAACAGCAGCGAAAUCCUCGGCCAGCUGAGAAUAAAGAGACCACCCUC